AGCAAAUUUACAAAUAUUAUCAUAUAAUUGUGGAACCACGUCACAUUUUGGCGUAAAAAUGACGGGAAACUCUCGGGAAAGAGCGCUCAAACCUAUCAGAAGUGAACACACACUUCCCGAUUUAAAUUUAAGGUGGAAUUUUGACGAAUUAUGUUUUUUAAGAGGGCAGCAGAUCGCAUUUUAAAAUGGCGAGUAAAGUUGGUCGUUGCAUACAGUUGUGGUUGAUGCUUCUCCUGUGCUGGUAAGCGAGAGAUAGUUCUUAUAUACUCCGAGUCGUUUGAAAAACUACUUUAAAGAGAGAAUAUAUAUAAGUACGUUGUGUGUUUUGGACGCUCUGUUUUGUACAAAUUGUCGCCAACAUGUUUUGUGUUUUUGCUUCAAAAUUUUAGGUUUGUGCUUCGUAGCGACCCUGUUUCGCAAGACCCCGAAUCGGAGAGCGAAAAUUUAUCAACUGAAAAGGUAUAUUUAAAGCCAAUUUGACCCGUCUAAUGUGUCGUUUGAAAUAAUUUAUAAGCAUCAACGAUUCACUGAGAUUUUAGGCGUGCUUAUGCGGUUUGCGGUUGUGAACUGUGCUUGAAUUCUCGUGGUUUUUAUACCAAACCUUAUAAUAUAUUAUUUUGUCAAAGUUAUUAAUCAAAUUGUAACAUGAUCUUGCUUUUCCAACGUCUGGUUUUAUAUAAACAUUGACUUUUGAUUUGGCAUUCAAGUGUUCUCUUUGACAUGUUGCUUAAAAUCGAAUGAUAUGUUUUGUUUGACUUUUAAAAUCAAUAUCAGUAGUCAUUGAUGAUAUUUUAAAACCUUUGCAACAUGUGUUGAUAUUAAAAACCCCGAUAUUCUUUAUAAAGUACAGUUUAUUUGGAGGCUAAUGUUUAACUGGGAGACAUGUCAAUUAGCAGGUGGGAUUCAAUAUUAUUAGAUCUAUAAUGUCAAUCAUUAUCACAAAAACAUGUCAUCAUAUGGUUGGCUGGUUUCUUGAAGCUGGUCAAGCCUGAUUUAACCUUGUUUUAUUUCAAAUAUUGGGUACCGUACUUUACACUGUACCGUAUCGCAAGUAUUUGAUGGCGUGUGUGCUGAUGGUCUUUCCGUUCUUUUAUUGGCGUGUUUUGAUGGUGCAUGUAUUCGGUGAUUACUCUGGUACGGUAAAGUGUAAAAUUUCCCAAAUAUUAAUAAUGCUGUGCACAGGAAAUUUGUUGACAAAAACAUUAAUGGUUUUGAAGAUGGGAGAUAAUACUAAUCCUUUUUUAAAAUCCAUCAAUGGACAACUCAAGGCAAAUAAUUACCAUUACUGUCGUUCCAAUUGAAGUGUUGCUCAAAUAUUGAUUCAAUACAUUACCUCGGGCUGACCAAUUCAUUUCAUCAAGUUCCUCGAGAUAUUCAUACACUUCCUAGUAUAAUUGUAAACUUCCUGUUGAAUAGUUUGAAUGCACCAAUCACCUUUGUUGUUUGUGCAACUAACCAAUCAUAAAUAGAAAGAAAGUGACCAGAAAUGAUCAAAUACUUGGAAUUGGCUCUUUCACAGGAAGUGUAUGAAUAUCUCGAGGAACUUGAUCAAAUGAAUUGGUCAGCCCGAGGUAAUGUAUUGAAUCAAUAUUUGAGCAACACUUCAAUUGGAACGACAGUAAUGUUUUUUUUUAAAACCAUUAAUGGUUUUAUUGAUAUUAACAUAAUGGUAAUCAUAAUUUUACCAUGAACGAUAUUGUUGGUUUGUUCUAUAUCACUUGAUGGUGAUUAUAGUUUUUACCAUGAAUGAUAAGAAUGGGUUUUACUUAUAUUACAUAAUGUUAUUUGCUGUGAAUAUUGAUGCGAAUAUUUCCAACAAAAUCUAUAUUGGAGGUAUUCAAAUGAAAUCACUUAAUGGGUACAUUAAUGUGAAUCAAAAUUCCGACAAUUUGCAGAAAAAGAACAUUGCUGAAAAUUGUGUAUUGUUUUCAACAAUUUGAAUGGUUUUAAUGAAAGUACAUUUUGAAAAAAAUAAACCAUUAAUGGAUUAUUUUUUCACAUUAACUAUGUUACCGUAUUGAAUUUGUAAAUGGGAAUUAUCAAUAUACCAUAUUAUAGAAAUUCCAUUCAUAGGUUUUUUAAUUUUUAAAACAAAAAGACACCCUUGUGUAAUGAUGCUUAACCCUCUAAGUGGCAAUGCGCCUAGAUGUGCCCUACUUUAUUAUUUUACUCUGUCUAAUGCCAGACGAUUUUACUUGUCAGGGGGAGAGUGCUACCACUCAGUGGGUUAAUCAGACCAUGGAUUGUAAAAUAACUGGAUAGGAAACUUCCUGACGUCACAGUCUAUUAAACCUAGUUGCAAUCUGUGACGUUACGUGUAUUGCCAAAGUUAUCGGCAUUUUUGUUGUUUUCGCUAUAUUUUCCGCUUUAAAAGAGUAAUAUUGAAGCAUAAACUGGUCUAAUUGUUUUAAAAACAUGCCUAAGCCACGAUAAAGUAUUCAGGGUAAAUGUUUUUCAUCUUCGUUUUGUAUUUUUUUUACAUUUGUAGCUACGAAAUUGGCAUCGCCAAUUUUAACAAAAUUCGCGGUGCAUUUUUCACUGCUUGAAAUUGACCAGGAAUACUUAGAGAUUUUAUCGUAGAAUGGCCUAGUUAUAUUUAUCUGCUCUUUGACUAAAAUGCUUAUCUGUAUUAUCGCUAAACAUGCCGUUUAAUUUUGAGAAUUUGGUUUGCAACUAGGUUUCAACGCCAUCAUCCCAUUGAAAACAUUAGGUCAUGUCAGCUAGUUUCCUAUCCAUGUAUUUUAUUAUCCAUGAUCAGACUAUCUGCCCAUGCACCCUGUUAACCCUUUAAGUGGCAAUGUGCCCCACCUUAUUAUUUUACUCUGUCUAAUGCCAGAUUAUUUUACUCGUCCUGGGGGGAGAGUGCUGCCACUCAAUGGGUUAAUAUUAUAAUUCUAGGUGAAUCUUGGCUUCACUGAACAAGUGGUAACCCCUCCUUUGGUUUCAAUCCAUCACACAGAAACCAUAAUUCCAGACAUCUUGGAUCAAAAUACUCUAGUGACAAGACCUGCUAUUGCGCCAGCCACGCCUUGGGAUGACACUCAAAUACUAUCAACUGUCUCAGAACAAGGUGCAAAACCUGACUCUUCCACGGAACGUGAAAUUAUAACUGAGGAACGAAUCCCUGACACAAGUCCUUUUGAAAACCUCAAGGAAGCACUGUCUUCAGAUGACAUUGGAAAAGAUGGACCAGAGGUGCAAUGUUAAUAAUUAUGUUAUUACAGUCGAUUUCACAAAACAUUUGCCAAAAUGUUACCAAGUUCGUUCUGAAGUUCGUUCUGAAGUUUGUUCUGAAGUUCGUUCUGAAGUUCGUUCGAGGUAUAGAUGUUUUCUGGAAUGACCCAAUGGUACCAAAUGAAUAUUAUGUCUCUUUCUAGGUGGAUAAUUCUGGUAAUGUUGCUGAAGAUGAUAUCAAGAAACUAAUUAAAAGUUUAGAUCCAGUGGAAAUUGUUAAUGAGAGGGAAGAUCUCCCGUCAGAAACUGUUGUUCACAGUAGCGAAACUGAUGGUGAAGUAGAAAAUAUUGAAAACACCAAAAAGGAGGAUGCAAGUGAAGGUCAAGCAAGAAUAGAGAAUGACUCACCUGAAACAGAACAAUUCAAGUAUGUGCAAUGAUUAACUUCAAAGCGUUUCCUGGGACCAGGGGGCGAUUGUGCAAAGGCAUGUAGUAAAACACUGACUACCGGAACACCGGAACACCGCUGGAACACCACCGGAACACCACCUAACCCUAACCCCAACCCUAACCCCCAACCCUAACCCUAACCCCAACCCUAACCCCCAACCCUAACCCUAACCCCAAACCCUAACCCCAAACAAAAUGGUGGUGUUCCGGUGUUCCGGUGGUGUUCCGGUGUUCCGGUAGUCAGUGUUUUACUACAUGCCAUUGUGCAAAGGCCGUACGCUAUCCGCCAGAUAGUGAAUUUUUCAAACUUUCUAAAAUUAUCCAUUUAUUGUAACUUAAUGUGUUAACCUAAGGUUGCUGCUAAAUACGGUAGGUAUCCUGAGCAAAAUUAAUUUCUUUACAGAAUUCCUGACAAUGAGGUGACAACAUCUACAAGCAACCACAACGUAGAUAAGCUACCAUCACAACCUGAUGAAUUACCAGAUGAACAUGUCCACUAUGAGGACUCUACAGGGCCACAGGACGUUGAAGGUAAUGUAAUGUAAUGGUUUUGUUAACCCAUUAAGUCUCCACACUCUCCCUUUGAUGAGUAAAAUCAUGGUAGAAAUUAAGGUUAUGUAUAACCUUAACCAUGAUUCACUCGUGCAUUAGGACUGGCAGAUAUAUAUUCAAUUUAAGAUGUCCAAAAAAAGCGUGGUGACCCCCAAUUUUUUUUCGUACAUUAUUUUACUUCGACGAAAAGCUAACAAUUAGAAAAAUAUAAAAAAAUUCUGUAUGUAAAAUUCAGAAUUUUUUUAUUUUUUGUAUAAAGAAAGUUUUUAGCGGUGCAAUACAGCAUGCAAAAUUUGAACAUAGGUCACCAGACAAAAUAAAGAGAUAUAGCACAUUGUUUUUCUAAAAUGGAAAAUUCUAAUGACGUCAGCAAUUGACAUAAAACGCUAUAGAACACGCGCAAUGGCGUGAUAUGGCGCGAGCAACUGCUCACGUCAGGUCAUUUUGGAAGUUCUUUCAUUUUGUUAAUCAGUUUCCGCGACAUGCGCGUAAAAAUGGUCACCCGGUUUUGAGUUUGCGAUUCUUGAGCAGGGUUUUUGUGAUAACUAUAUGGAGCCACCUUAAGAUGCCCAUUCUAACAUGUACAUUCAAGAUGUCAUGGAUAUUCAUGUCCAAUUUAAGAUGUCCAUUCAAACAUGUCCAGCUGAAAUACAUCAUGCCGAAAUACAUCAUGCCAAUGUAAAAAAAGAAAAAAUUUUACUUUGUCCAUUGUCUGAGAAAAAUUUUAUAAAUGUCCAACCAAUUUUUGUCUUGGCCGGACAUUUGUCCUUCCAAAUAAAUUCAUUAUUUGCAGACCAGCCCAAACCAUUAUCAAUCUUGCUACCUUGAUGUUCCAUGUAAUUAUGUAUUCACAAUAACAUGUUUUUAAAAUAUGUAUACUAGCUACAGCUGAGGAUCUUGGCAGUACACCUGAGGAUCUUGAAGGUACACAGGAGGAUAUGCCUUCCUUUAACGAAUGGAGUCAGAAAUUCCUCGCCCAGGAAGAGGAGAAAAAAGUGGCACAAAUUAACGAGAAAGGAAGCCUUGACCCUAGCACCCAACAAAAGAAAAAGAUCAUCGAUCACAAACAGAACAAUUAUGCCUCUGUAGACUGUGGGGCCAAUAUCCCAGAGAAGAACCAGGAGGCCCGAAAUCCAAACUCAAUUCUGCUGGAAAACAAAGAUUUAUACAUGUUGAAUCCGUGCAGCGCUAACGUAUGGUUUAUUGUUGAACUCUGUGAUCAUGUUCAGGUUACAUCGUUACAGCUUGCGAAUUUUGAAAUGUUUUCAUCGACCAUUGAGAAAUUUCAAGUGUCGUUUAGUACCAGAUAUCCUACACGAGAGUGGAGUCCAGUGCAGGAAUUUGUUGCCAAACCAGAGAAAACCAUACAGACGUUCACGAUAGAUCCAACUUUUGCCAAGUACAUGAAGGUAGGGUGAUAGCUAUCUUUACUUGCAGUUGAGAGUUAAGCUGAAUUGCGAAGGAAUGCAUUUAACCUGAUCUAGUUGAAGCCAAAAUUAACUUGUUUGCCAAUAACAGUAGUAAGACUUCGACAACUUAAGCUUGUUUUCCACUUCACUAUUUCGCUCGCCACCCCGCGCGCACGAUUACAUUAAAAUAUAAUUUCCGGUUCACUUUUUAUACAUUACUCUGAUUCUCCAUUUAACAGACGAGCCUCUUGUCCUGGACUAAGGUACAUUUUAAUUUACGUCAGACAAAGCUACAGUUCGGUCGGACACCAAUACACUCAGGCCGGACAAACAAUAAACCUCAGUUUCACUUAGAUCGGACAGAAUGUCUGGCGGUUUCCUCUCUACGUCAGACAAUUUUACGAAUGGGUCCGACAAUGUCCGUGACCGACCGAUAUUUUAAGGCCUGGAGUUGAAGGCUUUCAAAGGCGCCCGCCCCCUUCCCCCAGUCUCGUACGCCUAUGGUGAAUUAGCUGAUUUCAUAAUCUGUUUUCAUUGCAGGUAGAGCAGCUAAGUCACCACGGCUCAGAACAUUACUGUCCUUGGAGUUUACUUCGCGUCUAUGGUAACAGCAUGGUUGAGGAAUACGAAGAGCAUGAAUCAUCACAAGACGGCAACCCCAGUGGUAUUGACGAAGAUCUGAAUACUUCAUCUAACACCACUGAAGAUAAACAAAUUCCUCAAGGCAUUCUUAAAAGUGCCACCGAUGCUGUAUUGAAUUUUGUCAAAGAAACGGCCAAGAAGCUUGUAAAUACGGAAGACAAUACGAACUCGACCAGUAAUACAACAAAUACCACCAAGUAUCGGGAAGAUAACUCUACCCAACCGCUGCCACCAAAGACUAUCGUCCAACUUAUGCCACGCGAGGAUUAUGAAGCCAGUUGUCAUGAAGAUAAUGACGAAACUCCCACCACGUGUUUGUCAGGAAGCGAGUGCGGCUCAACGGAGUCUAUCCCUCAUUCUCAUCAGGCUUUUCUGGAGGUUGUCCGUAACAUAUGCGGCCGAAAUAUGAAGAGUGCCGAGGCUUGUCUUAAUAAAUUUAAUAUAACUUCAGCUGCCAAUACCACAAACAAGGAUGAAAAUUUGAGUAAGAAUACCACAGAGAGAAAUUUAAAUUCAGUUAAUAACGGUGCAAGGAAUCAGGAUUUGGAAGAAGCUGACGGUCGGACUUUACCGGAAGAAGAGAAUGGAAGUGUUAGUGAUUCUACCGUAUCUGAUGGCAUUGAAAAGCAAAAUACACAAAAACCUGAAGACAGUACGAAUUCAAAUGAAACUAUGCCUUCUGACUCUAGUUCAGCAUCGAAACCUGUUCACACAGAUGUUCAGUCAAGCAAUAAUAGCCCAGUAACCUCAACCAUAUUACCUAGCAGUAUUACAAGUAACAGUCUCAGUAGCAGCAGUGUAAAAGUUGCUGCAAUUAGCAGUAGUGUUACAAGCUCAAUAGAUGCGUGUGACUUUGAUUGUGCUUCGGGGCCAACACCUUUACCACAGCCACCGUUAGCUGUGGAUGACGAACCGAAUUUGGUGGAGCAACCAACACGUCAACCCGGUACCAAUCCGAUGGAAACUAUUCCUGAAGAGCAUUCAGAUACUCCAAAGUCUAUACCAAGCGAGAACAUAGAUUCUAGUAGAGCUAGCGAGGGUACUCCCAAAGUCAGUGAUAGCCCGACUUUAGACCAUGGGACUAUAUCUUCAUCAAGUAUUAUCACAGAAAGUACAAGUCAAGCUUCAGAAAAUAUUUUAAUUCAACCCCAAGAAGACAGUCCAGAGGCAGUAAAUCGGGAUACUAUUAUACACCAGGGUUCAUCUGGGGAUAACAAGGUGUAUGAGCGAGAUUUUAAAGGAUGGGGUAACAAGGAGCAUGAGGAUGUACCAAACCCACAUGUCGAUGUGCUAAAAAUAACCCUGACCGAUGCGGAGACUAAAGAAGGUACGGCUGAACCAGAGCAAGCCAAUGAAGACCCAGUCAGUGAUAUAAGGACUCAAGUAAAUGAAGGCGUUCUGGACUCAGUUUGGGACGAAAAAGAGGUGGGAAAAUCGGAUGCAGAUGCCAGUAGUGGUACGGAAAAGGAUAUCAAAGAGGUGGAAACACAUGAGGUAAAUAGACCUGACUCCUACCAGUAGAAAAAGAAAAAUUUCGUUUCAGCUGGUAAAAAUUUCAAUUUGGGGGAAUGCCGGUUUUUUCAUUUCACGUUUUUCAAAUUAAUCUUAUACAAAAAAUUUUUUUUAACUAUCAAGAUGGAUUUUUCAGUUCGGUCAAGAUGAAUUUUGCUUCAUCUCACCAAAGAGGCUUUUAGGGAAGUACCGGAUAUCACAUCCGGCCAGAUAGUGAGAUAAUCUCAUCCAGUAUCCGGCCCGAUAUUACUAAUAUAUUGGAUAUUGUUUAUGUGAGGUUCAAGCCGUCUUUUCAGGUCAAAAAAUGAUUUGAUAAGGUUAAAAAGUUGGGUUGUUUAUCAUAUUCUCACUUGAAAUGAUCAUAGAAAGGCUGGCAGUAUUUUCAUGAUUUUUCAUGGUCGUUUGUAAAUGCGGAAUUGUACCUUUCCUCGAUUUUUGUCACUAUGCCUAUACAUUUGUUUUGUAACAUUUAUAUGUUAACCUCACCGAAGAUGUUAUCCCUAUAACCUUAACCCUAAACCUUACCCAAAACCAAUACCAAUAAGUUAGUUCGUAAGAAAGCUAGAAGCCAGAAUUCAACAGUUUUCUAAUUCUGUUUAACAGGAAAACUCGGAAGACACUCGAACGGAUAGUUUCGUGGUGGAAAAUGAUCAGAAUAUUGAGAUUAAUAAAGACGAUGAUGUUCUAAGCGAGAAUCUAAGCCAAACGGAACUGACGGACAGUGGUCUUGAAAAUUCAGAUACCAAUAUUAUGAAACAAGAUUUAUCCGAAGGGCAAUGCGAGAUGAAAGAUGUCACAAAUUCCAAGAUAUCAGAGGAGGCCGGUUCUUCAAGCAAUGAUCCAGGUCCUACAAUCAAUGUCGAUACAGUUCCCACCCAGGCGCCGGGCAAUGGAAAUACGUAUGGCAAAAAAGAAUCGAUAUUUGUUACAUUGAGCAGGAAGAUCAAAGCGUUAGAACAGAAUGUUACUAUGACGAAUUUGUUCUUGGAAGAACUCAGUCAAAGGUACGUUCUUGAUAAUACUUUUAGGAAUAUAGCAUAAAACUAGUUUAGGUAACAUGCAUCAAGGGUCUGAUCCUAACGUAAACACAGAUGCCAAAAAAGUGUACUACUAGGGGGGUCCCAGAAAAAAAAUGAAAAUCGGGUGUCCCAGAUUGGCCAUACAGUAUUUGUUAUAUCAUUCUAUAGGCUAUAUAUUUAUACACUAUCACACUAUUAAUAUGUAUAUGUACUUACAAUUCCAUGUCAACAGUACAGGUAAUAUUCUUUCUGUUGGGAAUUUUUGCCUCUGAAUUUCUUGUUUUAUCUAAAUUAUUACAAUUAUCUUCUUUCUUGGGGAAAUAUUUUCUGGGAAUCCAAAAAAUUUCCUCGGACCAUUGGUCCCAUGGUCCGAUACUUUUUCCACCCUUGCUGCUUUUUGACGAUCUUAAUUUAGCUUCUCUUCAAAUGAAGGUACCGAAAGUCGAUGGAUGAGAUGCAGAAGAAGACGGAAAAGAAGUUCUCCAUGUUGUCGAAAAAUUUUAAACUUCUCACCAAAAUUGUACGUGUAACUGUUGAACUAUAUAGUAUGACUAUUUGAUUAUAGGCUCAGCUGAUUAUAGGCUCAGCUGAAGCCUCUAUUAAAUAUGGCUGAAGUGAUUUUAACUGAGAACAUCGAGGAGUAACGUUUAUGCAAAUCAGGAGAAUUCUGCAUAUGUGGAUACGACAUCUGAUUAAUCAUUGAUUUCUUUUGAAUUUAUUUCUUGAAUUAUCACUGUCGUUGCAAUGGAAGUGUUGAUAAAAUAUUGCAUCAAUUCAUUACUUAGAACUGAUCAAUUCAUUCGUUGAAAAAUUGAUCAACUUCUUGUGUGUUUGAAUCAACCAAUGGCUUUACGUUUCAGUGACUGAUUGACUAAUUGGGAACGAGCAUGCCAGUAAACAGGAAGUUGAUCAAUUUUCUAUCAAAUUAAUUGAUCAACUUGAGGAAGGAAUAUUUUAUCAACACUUCUAUUGCAUCGACAGUAAUGAGUUUUACAAUUACCUUUCGGUCAAGAAAACACAAAAGAAAUCAUGACCGUGAAGGAGAUUUUACAUGAACUUGCGAUUACUAUAUUUAUUAUUAGCAUGACAAAAUUACUGGAUGCUGAUUGGUUGAGAGGAGUACAAUUAUUUCAUUAAUUGUACUGCAGUACAAUUAAUGAUUUUCCCAAAACAAACAAAAUGGCGGAAAGGGUAUUUUAAACACAAAAUUGCCCUAGAGGAACUAGAUGAAAAUACGAACAAAAGCGCCAAAUUUUUCUUUAACCUUAACAAAAGAACUAAAUGAAAAUACCAACAAAAGCACAAAAUUUUGGUUGAAAGUCUGGCAGGACUGGGCUUUGGCGAGAGAAUAUGAUGUUGACAUUGAGAAGUAUAGAGAGAAUAUGAUGUUGACAUUGAGAAGUGUCAAUGCUAAUAAUAAACAAGUAAUCAUGCGAUGUUGCUCGUACAAUUAGGGAUUAAUAGUACUCAUGAUGUUUGAAAAUUUGCUAAAUUGGACUCGCCCCGGCGACUCGUCCAAUUUUGGCAAAAUUUCCAAACAUCACUCGUACUAUUAAUCCCUAAUUGUACUCGCCAUCGCAUGAUUACCUGUAUAUAAAGCUCGACAACUGGACUCUGUAGCUCAGUUGGUUAGAGAGCGUUGUAGUACUUAAGUUACAAUAUUAAAUGUUGUGUGUUUCUUGCAGAAUUUAUCUCAGAAUUCAACGAUCCUUGCUCUGACAAACAGGAUAGAACAACUUGAAGAGAAGUUGAAUGAAGCCACUUCUAGAUUAAAAGUUGUCAACCAAGAGGUUUGUUUAUACUGUACAUACGCAAGUCGUCAACAAAAGUUGUGUUCGCACUGCUUGUCCCAAGUUGCCAACAAGUUUGGAACGAGCUGUGAACAUUGUAACAACCUUGUUGAUAUUAUCAGAUUUGUUGCAAGGUUGUUCCAACAAGUCCGAUACAGUCGUGAUAUAACAAUAUUGUUACAACCUUGUGUCGUUAACCUUGUAACAUUCUUGUUAUAUCAUGACUGUAUCAGACCUGUUAGAACAACUUUGCUCCAAGUCUGAUAAUGCCAUCAAGCUUGUUACAAGUUGUUAACAGCUUGUUCCAAACUUGUUACAACAAUUGGGAACAAGCAGUGCGAACACAACUUGUCGACAGCUUGCAUGUCAACAGAUUUGUAACAAGUUCUUUGUAUGUUUGCAUGGCGAUAAAAUAUAAAUAAAUAUAAAUACGUGGUGUUUCCACAAACAAAACUAUUAGAUUUGUAACAACUUGUUUGCAGACUCGUAACAACUUGUGCGUUUUUACGUGUGUAGUUUAUGAUGAUAAAGAAAAUUCAAAUUUAGGAAAUUCAAAAUAAGAAAUAUUGCCAAACUUUUUUCACCAGGUUGUCGAGCGUCACGUGCUUGGCAUGUGUAUUCAGGUACUGCUCGUCGUCAUCAUGUGGUUUGUACUGCGAGGCAAGAAUGAACAGCCUGCCAGACAGACGUGUGUUGGAAAUGGACAUUUGAAGAAUGGCAGUGUGCUGUGUAACGGAAAUGACUAUCACCAACAAAAUGGUAAAUACUAGAGGGGAGGGGGCAUUCGACAGUUAACGUCGUCACGGAGAGAGGGAGGUACCUAUUAGUUGUUGGAUGACAGUUGAUUACCUAGGGGGGUUAUUGGUGAAGAUUGUGUCAUCAAUAAAGCCCGGUACAGAAGAGCAAAUUUUUCCUUGCCAAAGGGCAAUGUUCCAAAGCUAGUCCUGUCAGCUUUUGGACAAGGAAAACUUGACAAGUGUACAAAAAAUACUUCUGAUGUUGAAAUAGGUUUCACAACUUGUGAAGUAUGAUAAGAAAUGUGUAUUUAUCUUAGGAACUAUUGAGGACAUAGAACAAGAGGAGAAUUAUCUUAAAGAAUAUAGGCCUAAUGCAUCAGUAUGAUAAGAAAUGUGUAUUACUUUAUCUUAGGAACUAUUGAGGACAUAGAACAAGAGGAGAAUUAUCUUAAAGAAUAUAAUGCAUCAAAGGUAAAAGACUUUUCUAUAUUCUAGAAAUACAAGCUAUCGAUAAAGCGAUACGUGUUUAUUCAUAAUUCUUAUUCCUUUGUUAGCCAUCGACACCCGAAGCAAUCUCAGACACGAAACGUAGACGACGUCGCAAAAAUCGUCCGAACUCUGUGGCGUCCGACCAUGCAUUAGACCAAGAACCUACCCAAGGCCAAAACAUUGUCUCCAGAACUGCCGGCCUUCUUUUCCAUACACCAGGUUCCUACGAUAAUAUCCGACCUGCUACGAACGACUCCGGCUCCUUACGAUCGUGUAGCACCGACAGUUUGAGUAGAGUGACCCAGGACGAGCGAAAAUUGAACGCCAAGAAAUCGGCAUUUUCUCCGAAAUCGAAGAAAGUGCUAUUCCGAAAUAAAAAGGACGCGGAUGACGGAAAAUCGAGAACUUGUAUAUCGGAGGCACGGAUGACAAGAGAGCGGCAUCAUCGACCACACACGAAGCUUGUGCGGUCGAAAAGUUCUGGUGAAUGUUAUGAGAACAAGUUAGCUAUCUCUGACAUUGCUCUAUCCACAUCUGAUCCUAAGAGAUCCCUAGGUAAUGCCAGAUGUUCGCUGCAAUCCACAAGUGACCCGUUGAAGGAUCAGAAAAGCCGCUGGAUUUGGGGUCUUGGAUAAAACUUAUAUCUUUUUUUCGUCAGCAUGUAAUUUAUUUUCGUUCCUUGUAUUUAUAGAAAAUCACAUGUCAUUCCAUACUAUUUAUUCAACACAUUGAAAUUUUAAAGUCUAAUAUUUUGAUACAAAAAUAGAACGUAAUUGUUUUUAGAGUAAAAACAGUGUCUGCUAAAUUAAAAUGAGUAUAAGUUUAUAAAAUAAUCCCUUAAAAUUUACCCUAUCAAAGUUUCCUUGACUCUGUAAUUAUGUAAAUUGGCUUUUUACAGUAACAUUUUACAGUAACAUAUGCGAAGCUUAUUCCGUUGAAAGCUGUACUUAAUACAAAUCAAUCUCUUGGGCCUCUUGUCCAUAUCUUAAAGUGAAGAGGCUUCUUUACUUCAUGCACGAUUAAUGUUUUAAAAAAUACAAAACAAGAGACACUCCGAAAAUUGUAAACAUUUUAAUUCAUUACGUUUCGACUAUAAUUUAAGUUAUCUUCAGAAGAAUGCCACGUAUUUCGAAAAGCCAACUAUUUAUAAGCUAGAUGCUUGCGUGUUCAAAGUUUGAUAACGUCAUUAAACUAACGGAAAAUUGUUAUUUUUUUCGACGCACGCGUACCAUGGUUCAAUGCUGGAUUACAACGAUGGAUAUGAAAAGCCUCUUUAAAUAACAAUAAUGGCCAAUCGUUAGAUCGAUCAAUUACUUUACAAUUACUAUAAAUUAAGUCUACCAAACUUGUAGAAUAAUUACAAUCUAGUAAAUUAGCUGGAAAAUUUAACAAAGUACGAAUAAACUGAAAUUCAUCAC
Molecule: messenger RNA, 13192 nt
Organism: Paramuricea clavata
Lineage: Eukaryota; Metazoa; Cnidaria; Anthozoa; Malacalcyonacea; Plexauridae
Source: the annotation of a GenBank genome assembly